AAGACACGCGAACACAAAAGACCCCAGCACUUAGCCAACACAUGAACAAUCAGGGCAUGCAGCAGCUGAGCUCUAUUCAAGUAGGGUCGAUUAGUGAUUGCAUUGACCAAGAUUGUUCAUUUUAUCCACUGCUCCGGCUCGAUCAAGAGGAAGGUAGAGGCUCGCUCGUGGGGGAUGGUGUCUGAAAACUUGGAUCUUAUGAACGGCAUCCAUCUCUUUUUUCCCAUGAAGAGUCAUUGUCUGAGCUAUCCCUGUUGCUGUAAUUUUUUGGACCACUGUUGCACUGCUUCUUAGUGGAUCUGACUUGCCACUUUCUUGCUCCAAUAUCCUAUCCCUUUGAUGCUGCAUGUUUUGGACGACUCGUUUGAGGCCCUCUCCUAUGAUUAGUAAUUGUCUUUUUCCAUUAUCUACCCAUUUUUCUGCAAGUUUUGGACCAAUGUAGCACUGCUUUUGUACAGGACUACAUCUUGACUAUUAGCCAUUCUGUGACUAUUAGCCAUUCUUAUGGUCCUUUAUAUACCCCCUUUUAUUGCUGCAAGUUUUUGGACAACUGUUGUAUAGUCUUUAGGACGACUUUGAGGAGGGGUUAUCUGAUAUUCGAAACUGUUAUCAAACGGAGGAAACAGGAUGAGUAUCCACUUGCUGGAAAAUGUUCUAAGGUCACAGACGGUCCACCUGGAGAAGAUGAAAGGUCGGCUCCUGGUGGAUAUGCAGGAGGCCGAGAAGGAGGAGGAUAGAUUAAAGGAAUAUCGGCAUGAGAUGGACCUGCUCAACCAGGAGAGGCUGGCACACGUAGAGGAACUCAGACAGAUACAUUCAGACGUUAACACAAUUGAGAGCGUGAUAAAGAACACAGAGGGAGACAGGAACAAGGCGUUUGAGGCAGCUUGGAAGAUGUACCAGGAAUACGUUUGCCUCAAAGAACAAAUCAACGCCCAGAGGAUGUCGAUAGGACUAGAUCGUAUCCCAGAGCUUACAGAGGAAGACCGGAGACUUGAUCCAGAGCUUCUGAGGAAGAGAAGAGCAGAGUGGCAUGACACAGAGAAGAGGGAUCCCCCGUCACCCCUCACCCCUACUUCAUGCCCCCUACCCAUUCCCCUGGAACACCCUACACCCCUUCAGAUGCCAGGAACCAGCCACACCAAUGAGAUGAACGGCCCCCUUCCUCCUCCACCCCCUUUCAAACAGCAGCCACCACCUAUGAAGAACUGUCUGUCAUGCCACCAGCAGAUCCACAGAAAUGCUCCGAUCUGUCCUCUUUGCAAGGCCAAGAGUAGGUCCAGGAACCCUAAGAAGACCAAGAGAAAGCAUGAGCAAUGAGCUGUAGGACCAGGACCCGGUCCAGGACCAGGUCUCAAUUCUGCUACACCUCGGCAUGCCAAGAUUUGUAUUGAACUGUAAAAGCCAAGAAGUACUCAGAAACGUUUGUGAUCAUAUGAUCUUGAAGAAAGGGCUCUAUUUUGUUUAAAAAAAAAUCAUAAAUGUAUGGAAGAGGAAUAUGGGUUCUUGGAGAAAAAGGGAAAGUAUGGCCAGUCUAGUUCGAGAAUGUUGCAAAUAUGAAUGCUUAUGGAAGUCAAGUGAUGAUGUUUUAAAUCUACGCAACUAUCUGGCACUGAAUUGUGGAUCGAUGAAUCAUGUUGCGUCUGUUUGUUUUUUUUCUCUCUUUCUUAGAAAUCAUUAAGUUGUUUCAAAGAAAAUUCUUUGGGAAAGACUUGGGUGUUCCCAAGAAGAUGCAUGACACCUAAACUGAAACAUAAUCUUACUGUAGAUUGCUAACACAUAUAAGCACAUGUGGGGCAGUGUAUUAUUUUUGAUUGGCAAAAGACAAAACAUCUGGUUGGAAAUGUCAUGCUUGUUGUUUUGUCAGUUUCUCAGCAAUUUCACAUUUUUUUAUUCCUACAUACCGUAAACACUUUGGUGGUAAUUUUAUAUGAUUCUAUUCAAAAUCAUUUUUAGAUUUUCACAAAUGGCAUUUAUGUUUAAGAUGUGAAUUUAUAGAUGAAACUUGUUUUUAGAUGACGAAGGGUGAGUUACGGUUUGACCAUAUGUACAUUGAUAGCAUCCAUGGUUUGAUAUUGCUAAUUUUGUUUUAUAGUACCAUGUAAAUGAGUAAGAGAAGAUAUAUCCAUUGCAUUCUUUCUGUUGCAGAAGGACUAUUCCAAGGAGGGGGAAGGGUUUGGCACUGUUGUUUCUAUGCUUGUAGACCAUCAUCUAACAUUGCAUCUCAGAAAAGGAUCCUAGACAAGGAAUCUAGCUUUGAGCUCAGAUUCAGUGCAUGUGUAUUUAGUAACGUUUCCCGGCCCUGAAUACAUUUAAUCUUUCAAAUAUUCUUUUUUAAUGAUAGGAUGGAAUCUAUACAAUUUCCAUGUACCCUGCGCACAAGGCUGAUGAAAAGUAUACUCUCUUGUUGCUGUGGAAAUUUUGAUACCCUUCAAACUGGACACACGUACAUCACCCGACAUAAAAACAAAAGUUUUUUAUGUGUUUUUUAUAUAUGAAAAUGGUUUACACCUUUAAAGGCAGUGCCAUACCCCUUCCCCCGUGGGUAUUCCAAGUUUUAUGUUUGUAUAGAGAAGAUUAUCAUAUCAUAUUUUACUGUAUAUGUCAGCGUUAACCAUAACUAUUGCAGAGCUGCCAACCAGUACGUUUUUUGCAUAUUUACGUUUUUGCAACCAAAAUACGACAGCACGUUUUUUCUGUUGAAAAUAUCAUUUUGUAAAAAAAAAAAACACAAAUAUGGUUAUUGGAUCAAUGUAAUUUCAGGUACCUUUUUUUCUCAAUCAUUUUGUUAAAACCAUGGUGAGAUGUACACAUGUUUCAAUGUUUUUUUUUUUUCAUCUGCCAGAGCAGUGCGCAUUUUAGCUUGCAUGCAGCUUGAGCGCCGCGAUGAGCAUGCGCGCCACGCAUUUUAUUAUGAAAUACAGUUUUUUUAUCACAGAAUACAAUUUUUCAUUCCCAGAGGUUGGCAGGUCUGCUAUUGACAGUAAAUAAAACAUUGAUGAGGAACUGGAGAACCAUCACAAAUAAAUCUUUCUACUUAAAGGAAAAUGAAACCUUUGAAGCACGAUAGCUUGUGCGAAAACAGAAAAAUCAAAGAAACAGAUCAACGAAAGUUUGAGAAAAUAAUGAAUAAAUAAUAAGAAAGUUAUGAGCAUUUAAAGUUUAAAUCAUUAUUGUAAUGUAGAUCCUCCCAUUGGCAAUGCGACAAAGAUGUGUGACGUCACAUGUGAACAACUUUCUCAUUACUUUUGUAUAUAUUUCACUUAAACUGCAUCUUUUAUCACAUCUAUCAAUAGAUCAUGUAUUCUUUUUAUUGGAGGGCAUGUUAUAAAGAUUUUCAAAGAAUGCAUUAUGGAUAAGAGUUUUGUAUCACCAUAAGAAAGGGCAAAAAGAGACAUUUUGGGGUAUUUUAUAGUCCAUCAAAGGGAAUGUUGUUCACAUGUGACAUCACACAUCUUUGUCCCAUUGCCAAUCGAAGGAUCUCCAUAGCAUAAGUGACCGCAAUAUUCAAAUGCUCAUAACUUUCUCAUUAUCCAUUCGAUUUUUCUCAAAUUUUCUUUGAUCUUAUUCUUUGAAAUUUCCAUUUCCGCACAAGCUAACUUAUUCCAAGGGUUUCAUUCCCCCUUAAAUAGAGAUCAGCCAUUUUGAUUUUAUUAAUGUCAUAUUCAGUACUAUUCCCAUGAGUUCUGCCAAUACUAAAUUCAGAGUAAAGUAGAAGUUGGACUCCAAUCCAUGCUUUCAUGAAAGGAAAUGUUUUGUUUGAAGUCGCUGAAAAAAAGAUAUGUAACACAUAAAAGCAAAAGAAAAAAACUAUUUUUUUUUAAAGAGUGGCUUAGAUGUAGACUUUGAGGGUGUUUUCAGUAGUAUUUUCACAAGUUUUGCCAAUUCUAAGUCCAAACCAAAAAAAGAUUUUAGCCAUUGCUUUUGUGAAAUUCUGUUUCAUCCAUAUUCAUCCAUAUUCAUGACAAAGGUUAUAGUGUUGCAAAGUCCUUAAUAAAAUGGUUUGCGAUGGAACUUCCGGGAGUGUCAUAACGAGGUAUGAUUUUAAUUUCUAGACAUUAAGGAAAAUGUACAGGCAUAACAGCCCCUUAAUUGGCACAAGAAAAUAUUCUUUCAUGGUCUUUGUUUUAGGUCAAAAUAUUAAAAUCAAAUGAUUCUUAAGUUUUACUUUUGAUUGAUAUACAUGUACAGAGAAAAAAAAAGUUAAUCACAAGCCAUUCUUUUGAGAGUGAUUAUAUUACUGUUCAUUGUGUAAUGUGUUUUCAUCUAUCUACAUAUUUAUUUGUUAAGAUUAUACAGCUUUGAUCAGUUAGUGAGUCAGGAUAUUUGUUGCAAUGUCAGGAUAUCUUGAGCAAGUAGUGACUGGAAUAUACAGCCUUGAGCAAUGAGGUCUCACAAUCACCUUUGGGUCCGUUUGUAUCUUGAUUAAGAGGAAAGAAGUUGUGUAGUUUAUUUUCAACAAAGGUGCAAUAUAGCUAUUGAAAACACAGGGAUGAUACGAUGAAGAUGCUACAGUUGUAAGAUAUUUGUAAGAUUUAAAGCAGUUGUACAUAUUAAAUGAAUUGUUAUCAGCUUACAGGUCAA
This is a messenger RNA of Lytechinus pictus (painted urchin), 4584 nucleotides long. RefSeq names its product zinc finger C4H2 domain-containing protein-like. NCBI's taxonomy places the organism in Eukaryota, Metazoa, Echinodermata, Echinoidea, Temnopleuroida, Toxopneustidae. Gene Ontology annotation, cellular component: nucleus. The record is from RefSeq and is a predicted model, not a curated record. The transcript is spliced from 5 exons. Gene Ontology annotation, biological process: positive regulation of neuron differentiation. Bases 628 to 1320 code for a protein of 230 amino acids.